AUACUUGUGAUUCUACAGGUAACCCCAUCUUAGAUCUUUGACUUUUCCUCCUUCAAUUAUAGGAUUUAUGCUUUUAGUUCUGUAGUUUCUUGUAUGUUUAAUGUCAACUGCUCUGUAUUCAAUAUGUCUGCGCAAAUUGGAUCUUGAUCUUCAUUGUAAUUCUUGGGGAUAUCAAAUUUGGAACACAUUGUAUUAACAUGGCUAGUAGUGCUGUAGCAUGUGCUGAGAGGGCAACUAGUGAUAUGUUGAUUGGUCCAGACUGGGCCAUAAAUAUCGAGCUAUGUGAUCUUAUCAAUUCAGAUCCUGGGCAAACGAAGGAUGUUUUGAAGUUACUUAAAAAGCGUCUCGGAAGUAAAAUUCCAAAAGUUCAGCUGCUUGCACUUUUUGUGUUGGAGACCCUGAGCAAAAAUUGUGGAGAAAUUGUCUUCCAAUAUAUCGUUGAGCGGGACAUAUUACAUGACAUGAUUAAAAUUGUAAAGAAGAAGCCAGAUCUAACUGUGCGGGAGAAAAUAUUGAUAUUAAUAGAUACUUGGCAAGAAGCUCUGGGAGGAUCUGGGGCACGUUAUCCCCAAUAUUAUGCUGCCUACAAUGAACUAAAGUCUGCUGGUGUUGAUUUCCCACCCCGUGAGGAGAACAGUGUACCAUUGUUUACGCCGCCACAGACCCAGCCAUUAAGCCACCCACCAAUUGCUCACCCUGCUGUAUCAUUUGAAGAAGAGGAAGCUGCUGUUCAAGCAUCACUACAGUCCGAUGCUACUGGACUGAGCUUGACAGAGAUUCAGACUGCUGAUGGACUAGCAGAUGUGUUGAUGGAAAUGCUCAAUGCUUUGGAUCCUCAGAAUCGCGAGGGUAUCAAGGAAGAAGUAAUUGUUGACUUAGUUGAGCAGUGUCGUUCCUACCAAAAGCGUGUCAUGAUUCUAGUGAACAAUACAUCAGAUGAAGAGCUUUUAAUGAAGGGGUUGACAUUAAAUGAUACACUGCAGCGUGUCCUUAGCUGCCAUGAUGGCAUAGCAAAAGGAACCGCUGCCCCAAGAGUAGGACAAACACAAGGUUCAGUUGUUCCUUUAGUGAAUGUGACACAUGAGGACGAGGAGCCUGAAGAUGAUUUUGCCCAGCUAUCUCUCAGGUCAUCUAGAGAUAAUUUACAGGGGCGAAAACCAGAAAACCGUCCGAUCGAAACAGCACGUAUAAGCCCAGUCCUACCUCCCCCACCCACAUCUAAGAAGCCAGUUAGCGCAGCAGAGUAUGGUCAAAUUGAUUAUCUGAGUGGCGAUGUCUACAGCUCUGAAAGGACUUCAGAAGCGUCCAGCUCCAUUCCUGUGCCAACAGCAGCUCACAUUAACACAAGUUAUACUGCCCCAUUAGCAGCAAACUUGUCGUCCUCUCAACCUGCUGAUGAUUUCAUAAACCCAACUGCCUCUGAUAAUUUCAUAAACCCUACUGCCUCAUUUUUCUCUGAUAAUCAGACAACAAAUGAUGAACAAGCUGCCAAACCAGUUGACCACUCGCUUCCAGCUCCUUUGGAAUCCCCUGUUUUCCGUCCACCCCCACCUUCCAAGAAUAGUCAGAGAACACAGUUCUUUCAACAUCAAGUAGGCGGUCCUCAAGGUGGUGCAUUGGGGUCCUCUAAUGAUAACUUAAUUGGGCAGACAACGAACCUGUCUCUUAAUUCGUCAACCCCGAAAAAGCAAGAGAAAUCUGAAGAUGCACUUUUUAAGGAUUUGGUUGAUUUUGCAAAAGCCAAGUCUUCGUCGUCAGCCAACCCUAACAGAUCAUUUUGAUGGGUAUUCCUAUCAUCUUAUGUGUUGUUCUUGGGGAUGCAGUGUCAAAGUACAGUCUGUUUCAUUGAAAAUAUGCAGUAAAAGAUAAUUGCUCUAAUAAACGUAAGUUAACUGUGAUGGUUUUGGCCUAUGGGUUUUCAUUCUGGUUUUGUUUGUACAUGACCUGGUAAAUAUGUUUCGUUUUUUCAAAAGUAUAAUAUAUAGAAAGUUCUACCGGUGAACAA
Molecule: messenger RNA, 2005 nt
Organism: Daucus carota subsp. sativus
Lineage: Eukaryota; Viridiplantae; Streptophyta; Magnoliopsida; Apiales; Apiaceae
Product: TOM1-like protein 4
Exons: 10
Coding region: 198-1781 (527 amino acids)
Biological process (GO): protein transport to vacuole involved in ubiquitin-dependent protein catabolic process via the multivesicular body sorting pathway
Molecular function (GO): ubiquitin binding; phosphatidylinositol binding
Source: RefSeq, a predicted model, not a curated record